This is a messenger RNA of Pecten maximus, 956 nucleotides long. Its product is annotated as peptidyl-prolyl cis-trans isomerase-like. Gene Ontology annotation, molecular function: peptidyl-prolyl cis-trans isomerase activity. Bases 52 to 735 code for a protein of 227 amino acids. Gene Ontology annotation, biological process: protein peptidyl-prolyl isomerization. The transcript is spliced from 5 exons. Gene Ontology annotation, cellular component: intracellular membrane-bounded organelle. The record is from RefSeq and is a predicted model, not a curated record. Lineage: Eukaryota; Metazoa; Mollusca; Bivalvia; Pectinida; Pectinidae.
CACAUUGAUUUCUUUCCUCUACAGACGUGUCACCAGCAAUAUUGAUCAAACAUGGCGACCUCAUAUCUCCUCCUACUCUUCGCCAUCAUAUCCAUCUCAUGGGCGGCGGACAAAUCAUUGGGAUCAGUGAAAAAAACCGUUCCACACGUUGUGACAGAAGAAGUGUGGUUUGAGGUACUGAUCGAAGAUUAUGAAGACGGAGAAAAUUUUAUCGGCAGGUUUGUUGUCGGCCUCUUUGGUGAGGUUGCUCCAAUGACGUCACUCAACUUCCUUUCCAUCGCCAAAAAAGCAAAGACGCCAAACCGUAAAACCCUCCAUUACCAAAACACGCCAAUCCACAGGAUCGUCCCCGACUUUGUUAUACAAAUGGGUGACGUCAUCAACGGGGAUGGCACCGGAGGCGAUAGUAUAUAUGGUGAUCGUUUUGUGGACGAAAAUUUUGAACUUAGUCACCAGGCGGCUGGCUUCGUUUCCAUGGCAAACACUGGGCCAGAUUCGAAUAGCUCUCAGUUCUUCAUCAUUCUUAACAAGGCCAGGUGGUUGGACGGAAAGCACGUGGUCUUCGGCAAGGUUAUCAGAGGCAUGGAUGUCGUAAGGAGAGUGUCGAACCUCGAAGUGAAAAAAGGCACCGCCACAUCUAUUAAAAAGGCUACCAUCGUAGAUUGCGGAGUGGUCGGCAUCUCAGAAAAGUAUGAGUUGACACCAGAGCAAAUCACGUCCAACGAUGACAUUUAGGCAUUCAAAACUUUUACACAAUCUCCUAUUGUUUUCAUUAUGCUAGAGCAUUUCAUUUCCGUCUCAUAAUAUAGCUGCAACGAACAAUGCCAGAACAAAUUAUGUCUUGUCUAGAUGAACUUGACUCUGGAGAUAAGUGUAAUUUUCUCAUGCAUGACGAUGUGAAAUAUUUUGCAUAAUGUGAUCUUCUUUCCCGAGUAGAAUUUUUUAACUCAAACAUA